CUGCACGAAUGAAAGAAUUCGUCGUCUUCCUCGCUUCGCAAUCCCCUCACAAAAUUAUUUUGAAACACUUUUCAACAAAUCUUUCAUCAACUAAAGAGUCAAAAUGGCCCGAACCAAGCAAACCGCCCGCAAGUCCACCGGAGGAAAGGCUCCCCGCAAGCAGCUCGCCACCAAGGCAGCCAGAAAGUCUGCCCCCGCCACCGGAGGAGUCAAGAAGCCCCACAGAUACCGACCCGGAACCGUCGCUCUUCGUGAGAUCCGUCGUUACCAGAAGAGUACCGACCUCCUCAUCCGAAAGCUUCCCUUCCAGCGUCUGGUCCGUGAGAUCGCCCAGGAUUUCAAGAGUGAUCUUCGAUUCCAAGGAUCUGCCGUCUUGGCCCUCCAAGAAGCCGCCGAGGCCUACUUGGUCGGUCUUUUCGAAGAUACCAACUUGUGUGCCAUCCACGCUAAGCGUGUCACCAUCAUGCCUAAGGAUAUCCAGUUGGCCCGCCGUAUCCGUGGCGAACGCUCUUAAGCAUUCAGUCAAUGAACCAGUCGCAAUUGC
Messenger RNA from Pseudo-nitzschia multistriata, 544 nucleotides. The record is from the annotation of a GenBank genome assembly. Lineage: Eukaryota; Bacillariophyta; Bacillariophyceae; Bacillariales; Bacillariaceae.